AUGCAAAUGGCGAAAUAUGCCAGUCGCUGGUUCAUUGUCAUGGCAUGUGCUAUUCGUGUUUGUCUGUGGGCCCUUGUGCUCCCUUGUGCUCAUGCUGUCGGUCUGGCCAAGGACGAGGAACCGCUCGUCUUCAAGAAGGGAAACAUAAACUUGUUAAUGGAUUCCCUCGAGACGACCUGCGAUCACGACUAUGUGGAGUACUUCCACAAGGUGCCCAACGCGGGGCUGCUCUACACCUUCCGAGUGACUCGGCCGGCCACUGCCUUCACCAUUGACAUCACAGUAAAGGUGCUAAAGACCCAGCGAGUGAUGUAUAGGACUGAAAACAUCAAUGGGUGCGAGUUUCUCAGCAAUCCCCUACUUAGCAAAGUUUUGGGCGUCGUUUACAAGCAGCUGGUGGUCAAUGGCAGUUUCUUUAAGUGCCCCAUCAAGCCGAGUGUGUACUUCCUGAAGAAUGAGGGAACGGUCGCGAUGGUGCCAAGCUUUCAUCCGCCCGGACACUUCCAGCUCACGAUGCGUGUAAAAAUGCGCGACAGUCGGAAACCGUUCGUCAUGCAAAUGCUCUGGAAGUACAGAAUUGUUCGCAUUAAAUAA
This is a messenger RNA of Drosophila obscura, 594 nucleotides long. RefSeq lists its product as uncharacterized. Lineage: Eukaryota; Metazoa; Arthropoda; Insecta; Diptera; Drosophilidae. The coding region runs from base 1 to 594 and encodes 197 amino acids. The transcript has 2 exons. The record is from RefSeq and is a predicted model, not a curated record.